AUGCUUUACCAGCGCUUCAUCAAUAUUCCUCACUUUGACAUGAGGGGGUCACAGUCACCCCACGGUUUCCAGAGCACCUCAGAACAUGGCCUCUCCUGGACAGUGGUCAGCCCUAUUGUGUUCACCUACAGAGUGAUCCAAUGCCACAACCUGCUGGAUGUUGGGAAUGACACACUGCUAUGUGGUCAUAUAGAGGACCAGGAUGAGCUCAAGGCCUUCAGAAGCAACACCAAGCCCAUCAAACGCUUCAUUAUCAUUGAUGAGACAAUCAAUCAGCUCUAUGGCCCCCAGGUCACCAGGUAUUUUGAGGCCAGAAAUGUUCUUUAUAGGAUCCUCCCACUGCCCACUACAGAGGAGAACAAGUCCAUGGAGCUUGUGACCAGGAUUCUGGAGGAGGUCCACAAGUUUGGCAUAGACAGGCGCUCUGAGCCCAUCAUUGCUAUUGGAGGCGGGGUGUGUCUGGAUGUGGUGGGCCUAGCUGCUUCUCUCUACCGGAGGCGAACCCCCUAUAUCCGUGUCCCGACCACCCUGCUUUCCUACAUUGAUGCCAGUGUGGGGGCCAAAACUGGAGUCAACUUUGCCAAUGGUAAGAACAAGCUGGGGAGUUACAUACCUCCGGUCGCAACAUUUUUAGACCGGACCUUCAUCCGAACUGUUCCUCGCAGGCAGGUUUCUAAUGGAAUGGCAGAAAUGUUAAAGAUGGCUCUGAUGAAACACAGGGGCCUGUUUGAGCUCCUGGAGACUAAAGGCAAGUACCUAUUGGACUCCAGUUUCCAAUCCCAUGACAAGAUCAGUGGCUGCUGUGACCUGGAAGAUGCUGCCUCUUCGUCCACACGGAUUGCCAUAGAAACCAUGCUAGAGGAGUUGGCUCCCAAUCUGUGGGAGGAUGACCUGGACAGACUGGUGGACUUUGGCCAUCUAGUCAGCCCUGAGCUAGAGAUGAAAGUGCUGCCUGCGCUGCUCCACGGGGAGGCGGUGAACAUUGACAUGUCCUUCAUGGUGUACGUGGCCCACCAGAAAGGGCUUCUGACAGGAGAGGAGAAGGCCCGGAUCAGCCACUGCAUGGUGGGUUUGGAGCUGCCUGUGUGGCACCAGGACUGCACUCUGGCCCUGGUGCAGAAGUCUCUGAGCGAACGACUGAAGCACUCUGCAGGGUCCCUGAGGAUGCCUCUUCCCACAGGACUGGGAUAUGCAGAAAUCUUCCAUGAAAUCAGUGAUGAAAUCCUGUGCCAGGCUUUCAAGAUCUGGUGUGAUGAACUUGGUUCUUCUUGAGAUAUCUGGAGAUAACAAUAUCCACACUGAAUACAGUGACGCCAUGACGAGCUGGUGAAGAUGAAAUACUGUGUUUCAUAUUCAAUAUGUUUCAGUCAAACACACAUUUACUUGAAGUCUAAAUAUGAAUAAUAUACAGUGCCUUCAGAAAGUGUUCACAUCCGUUGACUUUUUCCUAAUUUUGUUGUGUUACUGGCCGAAUUUAAAAUAGAUUCAAUUGAGAUUUCUUUGGUAACUGGCCUACGCACAAUACCCCAUAAUGUCAAAA
This is a messenger RNA of Oncorhynchus masou masou (cherry salmon), 1540 nucleotides long. Its product is annotated as 2-epi-5-epi-valiolone synthase-like. The transcript has 5 exons. Gene Ontology annotation, biological process: antibiotic biosynthetic process. The coding region runs from base 1 to 1272 and encodes 423 amino acids. Gene Ontology annotation, molecular function: 3-dehydroquinate synthase activity. The record is from RefSeq and is a predicted model, not a curated record. NCBI's taxonomy places the organism in Eukaryota, Metazoa, Chordata, Actinopteri, Salmoniformes, Salmonidae.